Molecule: messenger RNA, 1059 nt
Organism: Aspergillus mulundensis
Lineage: Eukaryota; Fungi; Ascomycota; Eurotiomycetes; Eurotiales; Aspergillaceae
Exons: 1
Coding region: 1-1059 (352 amino acids)
Source: RefSeq, a predicted model, not a curated record
AUGUCCGACCACGAGAAGCGGGGUAGUUCUGACGAUAACAGGCCUGCGAACGCUCAACGCCGCCCAGACAAGAAUGAUAAUGCUUCUGCAGACUCUAGCCAAGAUGUUGCGUCUCUAGGUUCGCGCAUUCAGCAAUCAGCCUCUGGACUUGCGAGAAAUGCCUUCUUCUCAUCUGCUUCCUCGGGAGACACGGCGCAUCUACUGUCGGAUAAUGGCAAGGCGACGCCAUCUUCGUCCUCUUCAGCCUUAGCAGCCGCAGAACAGUACGGCCAGGUUAUCGGACCUCCUUCUUCAUCUUCGCGCGAUCCAAGCGCCCACGGCCCCGCGGAAACAUUCAGAUCAGCGCCCACCACUCAGUCGGGAGGUUUCGAGCUACCUGGGCUCACGGAGGAUCAAUUCCAGAAUACAUACGGCGGGGAUUUGUCGGAGACAAUCGAUCCAUUCGAUGCGGGUAAGGGUAAGGGCAAGGGCAAGGCUACAGCAAGCUCGGUUCCUAGGUCGGAGUCCGAGUCUGCACAUAGAACCUCAACCUACCACGAUGAAGCAACCGCAGCAUCAACCCUAAUCCCGUCCGACGGCGACGCCGUAGUCUCGAUCCUGACCGAUCAAACCUUCGACCCGGAAUUCCCUCCCUCAGCCAACGAGCCUCCAGAAUACCUCGAGACAGAACUCUCCCCACCUCAACUUACCCCGGCCGAGAUCCAGAUGAUUGAGUCGUUCCGCCGCCAGUUACCCCCCGACGUUCAGAGGCCACAACAGAGUCAGACCCAGCUGAAUUCCCUCAGUCUCGUUCCCGACAUCGGCUCAUUCCUAGACGCGAUUCCGGCUGCAUCGGCUACCCACGCAACUGCGCUCCGAGACACCGUUUUGGCAAGCUUGCCUGGUGCGGCGGAGUGGGUCUCUGUAGAAGAGAAAUACCACGAUGAGGUCUGGGGCUAUCUACAACCCACUCUCGAGGCGGCUGUAAAGGAGAUAGAAUCUAGCAGGGACUCUGCUGGUGCGGCAGAUGGGCCCGCGGUUCGAAGGUUGAAAAUGAUUUUGAAGCACAUGCAGCAUUGA